AUGGAUCAGCGCAAGGUGAUUAAAUUCAACAGCAUCCGGAAGCUAGCACCAGCGGAGGUGAUGAGGAAGCGGAUGGCAAACGAACGGUGCGGUAUAUGCAUGCUGAAGGGGAUGCAUCCGACUCGGUACGGAGGCCUCGUGAGCAAGACGUGCAAGCUUGCAGGAUCGUUCGAGUGUCACUACUUCUGUCUGCUUUCUGCCAGCGAGAUAAUGCCGCGACAGUUCGGAGGUUCAGGCAUCAAAGCGUUCCUCGUCUGGGACGUUAUUGAUAGUCUGUUUGGCAUCCGGGACAAAACAUGUGUAUACUGCCGUCGAUACUCAGCCCCGAUCCAAUGCUGCGCGGAGGGUUGCAACCGCUGGUUUCACUACAUAUGCGGGUAUACCAAUUCUUGCCUCGUCCAGCUCACCGGCAGCUGUCUGGCGUUCUGCGACCGGCACCUGCCGGACCGGUACCGCCACGCGCGUCGACAGAACUUUGCCGAUUGUGACAUUUGCCGCCAGAAUCUCCCACUGCCAACCGACGCGAGCUACAAUCCGGUCGGGAUCGUUGGGUCAUGCGGCGGCUCCCGUUGUGCACCCGCCUGGAUGCACCGCGAAUGUGUUCAGCGUAUGGCCUACGCUGCCCGCCACGAUAUGGCGUGUCCCAUGUGCCACUCCGAGCAUUAUCCACAGUACGCCAAAGAGUGUGGAAUCUUCGUGCCGCAGGGUGGACGGCGUGGGAUCAGACGAAAUGAUACGAUCCAGCCCGGCCCGGUGGAUGAAACGAACAUGGCGGGUUGCGACCUUUGCGGUAGGCAGGCGGUGAAGGGGCGGUGCAUCGCGCUGCCAGACCUGGACAAACUGAUGUGCGAAGAGUGCAAGUCUCAAUCGUUCAUCGAUUUUUUGUAA
Molecule: messenger RNA, 888 nt
Organism: Anopheles coustani
Lineage: Eukaryota; Metazoa; Arthropoda; Insecta; Diptera; Culicidae
Product: PHD finger protein 7-like
Exons: 2
Coding region: 1-888 (295 amino acids)
Cellular component (GO): nucleus
Source: RefSeq, a predicted model, not a curated record